AUGAAUAAUGAAAAUUUUGAAAAAAAAAAUGAAACAUUUCAUAUAAAUCAAAGUGUAGAAAAAAAUAUAAAUAAUAAUUUAAAUAAUAAAGAAUUGAUAGAAAAUAGCUAUUCAUGUAAUAAUGAAAAUGAAGAUAAAAUUUUAAACAGGCAAAAUAUUUUAAAACAAAAUGACGACAAAGAUGAAGAAGGAAGUUCAUCUUUUUUUAUAAAAGAAAAGAAAAUAGGAUCGUUAGAAAAAAAUGAAAAUAAAAAUGAAGAAAAAUUAACUAUUAGCAAGAAUAAUUUAUUUCAAGAAAUUAAUUUAUUAAUUAAAAAAAAACUAAAAAUAAAUGAUAUAAUAAAAAUUGAUUUAUUUUAUAAGGAUAACUGUACACAAAUAAAACCUUGUGUGUUAUUUGAAGAUUAUAAAUAUGUGAAUAUUGAAAACAAAAUAAAUAUAGAAAUUAUAAAUUUUCUAAAAAAUAGUUUAAAAAAAAAAAGAAAAUAUAUUGAUAUUCGUAAUAGUGUAGUUGAAAUACGAGGAAACUUUAACGAUGAAUUAAUAAACUUACCAGUUAUAAAUCAAAUUAUUUUACAAAAGAUAAAUAAUAAUAACUAUAAAUAUAAAUUUAAUAUAGAAAAUGAUGCACUAAAUUUUAUCUAUGUUGAUCUCUUUAAAAUACAUAAAAGUAAGUAUAAAUUUAAAAUUUUAGAAAAAAAAUUUGAAAUAGAAGAAUUGUAUUAUUAUGAUAUAAAAAAAGAAAAACAAAAUCAUAAAAAAGAAGAAGAAAAUUGUGAUAAUAAUAAUGAUAAGAAAACCAGUUCUUUGAGUAAUGGAAGCAAUAAAGAGGUAAAUACUAGUAUGUCUAGUGAUAAUAAUGAAAGUGAUGUAUUAAUAAAUUUAUAUAAUGAAGAAAAAAAAAAAGAGAAUUCAUUCAAUAAUAAUAUCAAAAAAAAAAAAAAAAAAAAAAUAAUAGUUGAUAAAGAUAAACUAUAUAUUGAAAAAUUAAAAAAGCUAGUUGAAGAAGAUAGUGAAAAUGAAACAAAUAAUUCCUCAAAUGAAAAAAGUUCAGAUAAUUCUAGUGAUGAAUCUAAUGAUAAAAAUAAGAUUUUAUAUAAAAGAAAAAUAGUUUAUUCAUUGGAUAGCAAAAAUAAUAAAACUAUAAUAAAUAUAUAUAAAGAAGUAGAAAAUGAUACCAUAUGUGUUUAUUAUCCAAAUAGCUCCUACAAUCAAUGUUUAAAUUUAAGCUGUUAUGAAAAUUUGACGAAUAGUAAUGAUACCAACUUCAAUAAUUAUGAUAUUUAUCUUCAUAAAAAGAAUGAUUUAAAUUCUUAUAAUAAUGAAAAUUCUUUAAGUGUAAAUAUUCUAAAUGAAGAAAAUAUAAAGAUAAAAAAGAGAUAUGUAAAAGAUAUAUCUAUUUAUAAUUUUUGUUGUGAUGAAAAAUACAAAGGUUGUAAUUUAUAUUUGCAUAUAGCAAAAAAUAAAAAAAUUAAAAAUUCAAAAAUAAAUUAUAAUAUUAAUUAUUAUGAUUUUGCUGAUAAUUAUGAUGUAAUUAAAAUGUAUGAAAUUAAAAAUAAUAUUAAUUCUAAUGCUAAUGCUAAUGCUAAUGCUAAUGCUAAUUCUAAUGCUAAUGCUAAUUCUAAUUCUAAUGCUAAUUCUAAUUUUAAUUCCACAUAUUCUGAAAAUAAGAAAAAAAAUAUUGGUAAACUAUUUGAGUUAGAAAAAGAUUUCAAAAUAAAUAUAGAUUUACAUAUAGAUAUAGAUAAGACUAUCAAAGAAUUUAAAAAAAAAUAUAACACAGAUAGCAAUGAUAACAAUACAAAUAGUGAUAACAAUAAUAGUAGUAUUACCAACAUAAUUAACUCUGAAAAAAAAAAAACGAGUAAAAUAGACUAUAUGAUUUAUAAUUUUUAUAAAAAUUUUGAAUGUUUAAUUAAUUUUAUGAAUAAAUUAAAGAAUGGCUCAACUAAGUUUGAAUAUUUUUAUCCUAAAAUGAUAGGAGAUGUAAAUGAAGAAAUAAGAAAACAUUAUGAUAAGAAAAAAGUAAUAUUAUUAAAAAAAUCAAAUAUUAAAUAUAUUCGUGUAUUUAAUAAUGAAGUGAAAAGAAUUAUGAUUUCUUUUUUUGUUCCAUUUAAUUCAAAAAUAUUAGAUUUAGCAUGCGGUCAUGGGCAAGAUAUGCUUAAAUAUAAUUUUGUAAGAAAUACAGUAUAUGUUGGAUUAGAUAUUUCUAAAAAGGAAAUAGAAUUAGCUAAAGAAAGGCUUAAUCAAAAUAACUUAAAAGGAUUAUGUAAAAAUGAUAAUUAUAUUUUCUUACAAGGAGAUAUUUUAAAUAAUAAAUUUUAUAGGAAAUGGAAAAGUAAAAACAUUAAGUUUGAUAUAAUUUCUAUCAAUUUGGCUCUACAUUAUGUUAUUUAUAAUGAAAGGUCAUCUAAGAAGUUUUUUAAAGUUAUUGAAAAUUUUUUAGAAGAUGAAGGAAUUUUUUUAGCAACAACUAUAUCAACUCAAACAUUGACUGAAUUUUUAAUGAAAAGAUCAAAUAUAGAAAUAAUUAAUGAUUCUUUUUCAUUAACAUUAGAAAAUGAUUUAUUUACAAUAAAGUUUGAUAAUGAAAAUUUAAUGAAAAUUUUCAAAAAUAAGAUAAUUUUAGAAGAAUUCAUGGAAUAUAUUAAGAACAAUAAUUCUAAUACGAAAAUGAAAUAUGAGUAUUUUUAUAAUUUAAUAAAAGAUUCUUUAGAAAAUAUUAUGGGUAUCAAAUAUUAUUUUUAUUUAUAUGAUACAAUAGAUGCACAUGAGUUUGUCAUACCUGAAAAAUAUUUAAAAAAAAAAUUAGAAGAAUUAAAUAUGGUUGAAUUAUUUAAUAAUACAGCAGUAAUGUUCCUUCAUUAUAUAACUAAUAAUUUAGAAACAUACAAAAAAUAUGAAAAUAUAAAAUAUUUUAAUUUAAUUAAUAAAACAAUUGAUAAACAUAUUUUUGAAAAUAUUAAAUCAAGAAUUAAUAAAAUUCAUGGAUAUAAUAAAGAUUCUAAAUUAUAUUAUGACAUUUGUUCGUUAUAUCAUGUUUAUGUUUAUAAGAAAAAUUUUGAUGCAUCAAUAUUAGGAAUAAUUUAG
Molecule: messenger RNA, 3090 nt
Organism: Plasmodium gallinaceum
Lineage: Eukaryota; Apicomplexa; Aconoidasida; Haemosporida; Plasmodiidae
Product: methyltransferase, putative
Exons: 2
Coding region: 1-3090 (1029 amino acids)
Biological process (GO): 7-methylguanosine mRNA capping
Cellular component (GO): nucleus
Molecular function (GO): mRNA 5'-cap (guanine-N7-)-methyltransferase activity
Source: RefSeq, a predicted model, not a curated record